Colletotrichum truncatum is the source of this 3699-nucleotide messenger RNA. Its product is annotated as cellular morphogenesis protein. The record is from RefSeq and is a predicted model, not a curated record. Lineage: Eukaryota; Fungi; Ascomycota; Sordariomycetes; Glomerellales; Glomerellaceae. Gene Ontology annotation, cellular component: plasma membrane of growing cell tip.
AUGCGUUUACCAUUCGACAGGCGGCCGUCGGCACGCCGCCGCCACCGGUCGGAUCUCUUUGCGAUGACAGCUCUUGCUCCAUGCUUAGCGACUGCGAUUCAAUUCACCCCAGUCCCGGAGGCCAACCUUGACAUUUCCCAACUAGGCAGAAUCGGCGUGGCAGGUGAUUUCAGUGGUAUUUCUCUUUACCAGUUCGAGGAACAAAAUGAGAAGCCUUACAGCACAAAUGGAAGCGAGUCACUGCUCGCUCAGCUGCCAAAUGGCGCUUUUGCAUCAGUCAUUACAACCGAUGCCUCGAUUCAUGACAUGUGCACAUUCACGCUCAAAAACGGAGAGACUCAGGGAGUGGUAAUCGGCGGUAAUUUCACGAGCUUGGAUGGCAUUCAGUCGCAGGGUAUUGCCAUGUUCAAUCCCAACACUACUGAAGUCACCCCCUUGUCCGGGUUGUCAGGCCAGGUUAACGCCCUCCUCUGCGACCAGGAAACCAACACCGUCUAUGUGGGAGGUAACUUUCGCGCGGCUAACUCAACCAACGCUAUUGCUUGGGUCGGCACUGAUGGAUGGACAAAUCUCCCCUUUGCCGGCUUCAACGGUCCCGUCUCCUCCAUCACCAAGGCCUCCAAUGGUCAUGUAGUCUUUGGUGGUAGCUUCACUGGCUUGGGGAAUACCAGCACCCCGAGCACACCGGAUGGGCAGGUCAUUAACAUCUCCAAUGCCAACAUCACUUCAGCCUCGAGUUCUACCACAACCGGUUUCAGCGACCCUCGCAACAUUAUUUGCAAGACAAGUGGUAUCGAUGGAGCGGGCAACACUUGGCUAUUAAGUGACAACUCAGCCGGUUUCUGGCAAGCCACUUUUGGUUUUGGCUUCCAGCCAACGAAACUCAGACUCUGGAACACCCGCCAAGAUGGCCGUGGAACCAAAACAUUUCGCUUCACAGCCUUCCCUCUUGGCGGCAUUUUGAACAUGACUUACCUGGAUCCCGCGACUGGCCGAAACGCUUCUUGCACGAGCGAAUGUCCUCUUAGCCAUGACGAGAAAGUAACUUUUCAAGACUUCCAUUUUGUCAACGUGGUGGGUAUGAACUCUUUCAGGAUCGACAUCUCCGCAUUUUACGGAUCUGGAGGUGGCUUCAACGGCAUCCAGCUCUUUGAGGACGACAUUAAUUCAUAUGCUGUCAACGACUUCAACGCCCCAUCUUGUGCCGACAGCGACACCAAGUCUUCUUCCUCUGCCACUGGGCCAUGGACUGUUUCGCCAUCCCAGCAGAGCAGCUCGCAGUAUUUGACUGCUAAGCUUUCCGGCACCAUCUCAGAGAAGUCUGCCUCUGUUACAUUUCUCCCUGACCUGAAGGAGUCGGGCAAUUAUUCUGUCAACCUGUACACUCCUGGCUGCAUCCAAGACGGCACCUGCUCAACUCGAGGACAAGUCAACAUCACGGGCGUUAUGUCAUCCUCGGGGAACGCCAAGUUUACAACUUCUCUUUACCAGACCAACAACUUUGACAAGUACGACCAGAUCUAUUUCGGAUACAUCGAAGCAAGCUCAGCGGAUGGCUUUCGGCCUAGCGUUACUCUAACCCCUUUGGCCGGUCAGUCGAUUGACGAGUUGACUGUUGUAGCUCAGAGGGUCGGUUUCACUCUGAUCAACUCAACUGGAGGACUCAAUGGCCUGUUCGACUUCGACCCUAAAGCCGUCACUGUAAGCACAGACUUCAAGAGUUCCAAGAUCAAUCAACUUGGCUCCUCGUUCGCCUCAGGAUCUGCCGUUACGAGUCUUUCAACUACCGGCGACUUGGUCAUUGUUGGCGGCAACUUUACAUCAAAAGACGCGCGCAAUGUCAUCGGCAUUAACACAGCAAACGAGCAAACCAUGGCGCUUGACGGCGGCCUCAACGGCGAAGUCGUGUCCAUGAAACUAAAUGGCACCCAGCUCUUUGUUGGCGGCGAAUUCUCUAACACUCUUGACAACGCGGUCUCCGGCCUCAACAACGUCGGCAUCUAUGACACUUCAGCUAACACCUGGACUGCCCUCGGUGCCGGCGUCAACGGCAAAGUCUAUCACGUCGUUCCGAUGCUCGUCAAUGUCACCAAUGAAGCGGAGCCUGAGCCGGUGGUCACAUUUACUGGUGACUUCAGUGAGAUCAAUGCGUUCGGUGAUAACAAGGCUAUUGCAGUGUCUGGCUUUGCCGUUUGGGUUCCGUCACAGAAGAAUUGGUUGCAGAAUCUGAGUGGGCCUGUUCCAGCCUUCAGCGGCAUCCUGACAACUGGGAUUCUCAAUCUUCCUAGCGGAGGUUCUAUCUAUGCAGGAUCGAUGACUUCUGCUACUAUUAGCGCCAAUGGCGCUGUUUCCUUCUCCGAGAAAUUUGGACAGUUCCCCGUUAAGAUUCAAUCUCCCUCCUCGAGCUCUGGUACUCUGAGCCGACGCGAUUCUGUCUCGAGCGGCAACAUUACUGGUGUUGUUACUGGUACCUUUUACAACGAGAAGGGGCGCAAUGUUACAAUCCUUGGUGGCCACUUCACAGCCGAGGGUGCCAACGGCUCUAUGGUCAACAACUUGGUUCUCAUUGAUGGAUCUAACUCAAACACCAUCACCGGCCUUGGUUCUCAGAUCCAGGACAAUUCGACUUUUAUUGCUCUAGCCGUCACUGGCGACCUCCUCUUCGCUGGUGGAGACGUGCGUGGUCGAGUUAAUGAUGUUGACGUGCGAGGUAUCAUCUCUGUCAACCUUCAAACAUCCUCCUUUAACAGCACGCAACCGCCCGGUAUCAGCGGAGGAAACGCAACAAUCACUGAUAUUAAAAUACGACCUGAUUCUGGCGAUGUGUACGUUGCUGGCUCGUUUGAUUCUGCUGGAGCCUUGGGCUGCCCAGGUGUCUGCUACUACGACCUCUCCCUGGCAGGAUGGAACCGACCCGGCGUCAAUCUUGAAGGUACUGGCCACACCCUCAUUUGGACAAGCAAGUCGCAGCUUGUCGCCGGUGGCAACUUCACCCUCAACGGCACCUCCCCCACCAUGCUCGCCAUGUACAGUCCUGACCGUCAGGCGUGGUCUGCAUACCCUGGAGAAGACGCACUCCCUGGCCCUGUGGAAGUGUUGACAGCGGGAUCGCGGGAUCGCAAUCAAUUGUGGGUUUCUGGUACUGCAUCUAAUGGCUCAAUUUACCUGAUGAAGUAUGACGGCUCUGUCUGGCGCUCAGCUGGCAUUACCCUGCUCCCUGGCACUGUUCUCAACAGCCUCCAAGUCUUCUCUCUGACAGAGUCCCACGGUAACACCGACAUUCUGGAUUCCAACCAAAUCUUGAUGCUCACAGGAUCCAUCCACAUUCCCGGCUUUGGUACAGCAUCGGCCGCCACAUUCAACGGCACAACAUUCCAGCCCUUCGCUCUCACUAUUCAUGACGGAAAUACCGCAGGAUCGAUUGCAGGUAUCUUCACCGAGAAUGAGGACUUCUUUACGGACAAUUCUGGCCAUUUGGCCCUGGGUUUUGUUGUCCUCAUCGGCCUCGGUAUUUCGCUCGCCCUCAUCUUCAUCAUGGUAAUUGCUGGUAUGGCGCUCGAUCGUCUGCGUAAGAAGCGUGAAGGAUACACGCCUGCGCCGACAUCCAUGUUUGAUAGGGGCGGGGGUAUACAGAAGAUUCCACCGCACGAACUCUUUGAAUCGCUCGGAAAAGGUCGUCCUGGCGCACCGCAUGUAUAG